Cajanus cajan (pigeon pea) is the source of this 1566-nucleotide messenger RNA. Its product is annotated as Nucleotide/sugar transporter family protein. The record is from RefSeq and is a predicted model, not a curated record. Lineage: Eukaryota; Viridiplantae; Streptophyta; Magnoliopsida; Fabales; Fabaceae.
UCUGAAUCGAAAAGAGAAACGCCGGCGGGUUUGGCAGCGCCAGAAAGAUUUGAAGAAGCGAGUCAAGUUCCUCCGAAUCGCGAAACUGAGACGCUGAGGUUUGAGAAUUGCGGAAUGUCUAUGAAAGCGUCGUAUUCGUCGGAGAAUCUGAUGCUUCCGGUAUCGGAUCCUCCGAAUGAGGAAGACCGAGAGAGGCUUUUGAACGGCGAUAAUAAGACCUUCGGAGGACGAAGGGUUUAUGCUGCCAUCUCUUACAUGUUAUGUGCAGUUCUCUUGGUGCUGUUCAAUAAAGCCGCUCUUUCGUCUUAUCACUUUCCAUCCGCAAGAGUCAUCACGCUUCUUCAGAUGGUAUGUUCAUGUUGUUUUCUUUAUGUAUUGAGGCGCUGGGGGGUAAUUUCUUUCACAGCAGGCGAAUCAGUAAUUAAGGCAGAUAACUCCAAAAAAUUUGUGCCACUCAAGACUUUGAAGCACACUCUUCCCCUAGCAGGGGCAUAUUUACUUUACAUGCUAGUGACCAUGGAGUCUGUUCGUGGAGUAAAUGUUCCAAUGUACACCACCCUUAGGAGGACUACAGUGGUAUUUACGAUGCUUGUAGAAUAUAUGCUGGUUGGGCAGAGGUACACACCUCCUGUCAUAUCCAGUGUUAGCUUGAUUGUCUUCGGUGCAUUUAUUGCGGGAGCGCGGGAUUUCUCUUUUGAUGCCUAUGGCUAUGCCAUUGUUUUCCUGUCAAACAUCACAACGGCUAUAUAUCUUGCAACCAUAGCUCGUGUUGGCAAAACUAGUGGCCUCAAUAGCUUUGGCCUUAUGUGGUGUAAUGGUGUCAUAUGUGGACCUUUUUUGCUUAUUUGGACAUUAGUUCGGGGUGACUUGAAAAUGACACUCCAUUUUGCAUACCUUCUUUCACCUGGUUUUCUUGUUGUUUUGCUCUUUUCUUGCAUCCUCGCUUUCUUCCUGAAUUACAGUAUUUUUCUUAACACAACUCUCAAUUCAGCUCUGACGCAGACAAUAUGCGGUAACCUAAAGGAUCUGUUUACUAUUGGCUUUGGCUGGAUAAUUUUUGGUGGGCUACCAUUUGAUUUUUGGAAUGUAGUAGGACAAUUUCUCGGUUUUGCCGGCUCUGGUUUAUAUGCUUACUAUAAGCUCAUUGGCAAAUAACUUGCCCAAGUUCUUCGGUUGAUGUCUAUGGAUUUCGGAUUACCAUUUGCUUCCUUCAUCUAAUCUUCACUUCAUCCUUAAGGAAAAGAAUCCGAAUUGACCAUACCAUCUAUCGAACAUGUGAUCAAGCUAAUCUAAUUUAUUAGGAGAUUUUACUGAGUUAGUACAUAAUAUCAUGGCUUUAUUAUGUUCAACCUGCCUCUGAUCUAGCAAUGAGUUCACCCAUGGCCGUUGUAUCUGAUGAAUCCAUUGUACCCCCGUUCCCCGUCUUGGGGAGGGAAAUUUCUUGAGUUUACAUGUAUAAUUUAUUUUUUCAUUUUAUUUUUGGGAGGUUGAAGACGUGAUAAGAGGAGAGAAUAACAGUGUUGAGGUUCGAUUUUUGGAUCAAGAUACUCCUUUUUGGGCUUUUCA